This is a messenger RNA of Porites evermanni, 3561 nucleotides long. Lineage: Eukaryota; Metazoa; Cnidaria; Anthozoa; Scleractinia; Poritidae. The record is from the annotation of a GenBank genome assembly.
AUGUGGUUUGUGAGGGUUUGUGAAGGCCUUGUGAAAUUGGUGAAAAAAAUUGGAUUUUUCUUCAUCUUGAAAAGUCUUAAAUAGCAAGGUGAGGUGUAUUUUAUAAUCUUUCAAAAAAAAUGACCACUGUAAAUGAAGUUAAUCUCGAAAAUUUGUGUUGAAUAGACCGGUUAACAUGGUUAAGGCGACUUGUUUUGUAAAUGCAAACAAAUGACUGGUGAGCUGUCGUCGGAAAUGUAAAUUGUCUGAGAAAAUCUGGGCGAAUUUGAAAUAUUGUUUCCCAAAGUAAAUGCUCUGCUUUAUUCAACAAGAAUGUAAGAUUUACAUUUUAGCGUGGCUGAGUAUAAAGUCGACGGUACGCGUGUAAUUCUGUAAUACUUCAGUAGUACAACUGCUUUUAGUGGAGCAAUUCACAUAAUUGGACAGUGCAUCAGUCAGAAACCUGAAAAUCUAUUAUGCAUGCCUUUUCAUUACUGAAAUGUCUUCAGUUUACUGGAAUUGCAGAAAGCUAUGAGAGCAUUGCAUGCAUGAGUAAGAACAAAAUUACUGAUUAUUGAUAUUGAUCUGUCAAUGGCCGUUCAGUUUAUGUGAUAUCUGCAAUCUUUUCUUUUAUUUCAAUAAAUAUUUAUCAAGGAACAUCCAAUUUAGCAGAGCUAGUUUAAAUGGAGCCCCAAAGGACUCAUGGCACAGGAGCCAUGUUGUUUUGUCUCUAGUGGGAGGGGAGGGAGAACUUGCCAAGUUCUGCAUUAUCUUGCUUAUAAUGCAGGGAUAUCUUUGGUUGUCACAGGAGAAUCCUCGUUCCUUGUUGCCUCAUUAGCAUAUGCUAUUUAUUCUCUGACAGAAGUAUAUAACCCUGAAGAGUAUAACUCUGUUCCAAUGCAGGGGUUUUUUGGAGAACUGAUCAAAAUUUUCCUCUUAAUUAAUAAUAUGGAAUUACUGUUAAAAAAAUGGAAUUAUUGAUACACAAGACGGUAGCGCACGUGCUUAAAAAAGCAUUGCAUAGUGAUGUAAACGAAGCGCUACAAAAAGCUCAAAGGGCAAUUACAGUUUUACAGAGUGGAAAUAGAAUCAAUAAUGAUUGUCAAUUCAAAGUUUCUUUUCAGAUCAAACUCCCCACCUGAGCUGAUCCCCCCCCCCACCCCACCUCUUGCUUUGGGAAUAACAUUGAUAAGUGCAUUGAAUUAGCACAUGUACAUGUACUAACCAUUACAGGUCACUGUUUCUGCUAUACUGCGGUGCUCCUAUCCAGAAUAUUAUUGAUCCCAGAAUUCAUUGAAUAGACUUUUGUUACUGUUGGUUUUACUCUGUCAUGAGGCAAAGCACUCAAUCACAGUUUUUUGAGUUCCAGAGUUGAUGAUGCUGACCUACAAAUUUUGGACCAUACUGGGUACAAAAUAUAUAGAAUGUGAUUUCAGAUAAUUUUUGCAAGCUCUAACAUUAACAAUAUAUAUAUAUAUAUUUUUAUCCCUGUCACGUAACCCCUGGUGUCCGUAUAAAGCAGGCAUCCAUAAAGCAGGGUUUGACUGGAUUAUUUUUAUUAUUUUUUUGCUGCAGAGUGAGACCAAAAGUGUAUUUAAUUUGUAAGUAUAAGUACUGUAAAAUUCCGAAAAUAAGCCCCUCCAUGUAUAAGCCGCUCCAAAUAUAAGCCCCUCAAACUUGUAAUGCAAAAAAUCCUCCAUUAAAUCGCCCCAGGUUUAUAUUCGGGGGCCCCCGAACAUGAACCUUUAACGGGAGUUUAUGUUUCAUUUUGUUUCGUUUUUGCCAUUUAAAUGAAGGUUGAUAUUCCGAUCGGGUUAGCUAAAACUUUGCCAAAUUUCCCUCUGAAUAUAAGCCCCUCAAAAAGGGCCUUUGAAAAAUAUAAGCCGCGGGGCUUAUUUUCAGAAUUUUAUGGUAUAUGUUCAGGCCAUUUCAAAGGAUUGUAGAAACAACAGGGUGUGAUCAGGACCAUCAUAGAGCCCUUUGAAUUUGCCUUGCUUAGUAUGUCAUUUAUUUUUGUCUUCUAGCUGAUCAGUGUUUUUUUUUUUUUUUAUCCAGAGAUUAAGUAAAGCCAAAAGUGCCAGCAAUCAUUUUUCUGCUGCUAUAAAAUCUUACAGUUCAAGUAUAUCAAAAUAUCUGUCCCUUGCUUAAAUUUUAUUCUACUAUGGCAGCUGUAGGAGACAACAUCGCUGAUUCUGAAAACAAGACCAACUUGAUCAUCAACUACAUUCCACAAAGUUACAGUGAUGCAGAAUUUAAGGCCCUGUUUCAACAAAUUGGCCCGACCAAAUCCUGUAAGAUUUGCAGACACAAAGCAACUGGAUACAGCUAUGGCUUCGGGUUUGUGGAAUACUUCACCCCUGAACAUGCUCAGUCAGCCAUAGACAAACUCAAUGGCUUUCAAAUAGAAAACAAGUUCAUAAAGGUUGCUUUGUCAAGAAAAGGAGGGGAGAAGAUCAAAGGUGCAAACCUUUAUGUUCGGAAUAUUCCAAAAACGUGGACUGCUGAAGAUCUGAAGGUAUUAUUCACUCCCUAUGGCAAUAUCGUCAACAGCAAGAUCCUGACAGAACCAAUGACCGGUGCAUCAAAGGGUGUUGGCUUUAUUCUUUACGAUUUGAAGUCAGAGGCUGAAGCUGCCAUUGCAGCUGUAAAUAACACUAUGCCUUCUGGAGCAACAGAGAUAAUGUACGUUCGUUUUGCUGAUGACAAUACUUCUAAACUGAAGCCACCACCUGGAGCUGCUCCUAGUAUGCCUCAGCGACCAAGUUUCGAUCUCGGUCCUCAACAGCAGCAAGGGGCAAUUGGACCCAUGGGACAGGCUAUGAUGAAUCGUCGUGCCAACCGAUUCAAUCCCAUGUUCGGAGGAUCCCAGAUUCCUCCCCCAUCUGGGUUUGCCCCAAUGUCGUACUCUGGGGGUGGUGGCAGUGGCGUUACUUUGUUUGUUUACAACAUUGGUACCAAGGCAACUGAAGCUGCAGUUUAUAGACUCUUUGCACCAUAUGGUGAAAUAAAGAAGAUCAAUGUGAUGUGGGAUUGGGAAAGAGGACAGUGCAAAGGAUUUUGCUUUGUUACCAUGGGUACAAUUCAGGAAGCUCAAAAUGCUAUCCAUGCACUAAAUGGCUUUACAUAUGACCAGCAACCUCUGCAAGUAAAGCUGAAAACACCAAAGAUGUGAAAUUCACCUUCCUUUGUGCUAUGUGGUACAGUGCAACACAUUAAUUUCCUAGUUUAAAAAAACACACUGUAUUUAUUAUGUAGUGUUUUUCCUUCCAAUAAUAUUUUUUACCUGUAUAGUUACUGUUUCAGCAAAUGAACAAUAUUUCUGACAUCAUCAAAAUCUGCAUGCCAUGUGGUACAAAAUUUUUGCAGAUAAUCAAUUUUUGGUGUGUUGUGGGAAGAGUGGUUUUUCUCACUGGAGAUUUAAUUUUUGCUAUUUUUUAGAAAGCCACAUUCACGUGGACUGAUAACAUUUUAAUGUUUUAAUUAAGCAAACACCAUUUUUUUGGUAUGUACAGUGGAGUUGAUUUCUGGGAAAAUGUUUGCGGUAUUUUUUUUGUGUGGGAAGUUCUUUUGUAGAUUAUGGGG